AUGUUGCGGUUAAUAACGUUUGAUGCUUGUAACACACUAUUUCGUGUUCGAGGAUCACCAGGAGAAGUGUACAGUAACGUGGCCUCUCGGUUUGGGGUCACAGUACAGGAUACAGCUCUGAACGAAUCCUUCACACAUUCUUUCCGACAAUUUUACAAAACAGUGCCAAACUUCGGUGCAAAAACUGAAAAGACUGCAGAAAAAUGGUGGUCUAGAGUGGUCAAACAAACCUUUCGAUCCGCUGGAUUCAACGAUGAAAAGAUUCUCGCCGGAAUUUCCUCGACAUUGUACCGAGAAUUCUCCACUGCUUCACCUUGGGAGGUUUAUCCCGAAACAUUCGAUGUUUUGGAACAUCUUAAGAAUAGAAACUAUCGUCUUGCCGUCAUUUCAAACUUUGACGAACGCCUCGAUAUCAUACUAGAGAAACUUGACUUGAAAAAUUACUUUGAUUUCAUCGCUUGUUCGUUUGAUGUUGGAAUAUGCAAGCCAUCCCCCGGUAUAUUUGAGUUAGUACUGUCUCACUUUGGUGUAAAGCCCGAAGAAACUCUUCAUGUGGGCGACAAUGUCCAACUUGAUUACAAACCAGCCGUAAAGUUGGGGUUGAAAUCUUUAAUUGUUGACCGCCUUUGCAGGGAUUUUAGUGAAGAUCACGUUGAUCCCAAGCAUGUAAUAAGGGAUCUCAUCCCACUACUAGAACUUUGA
This is a messenger RNA of Porites lobata, 702 nucleotides long. Lineage: Eukaryota; Metazoa; Cnidaria; Anthozoa; Scleractinia; Poritidae. The record is from the annotation of a GenBank genome assembly.